UGCCUCUGAGAGCUACAUUUGCAGGAGAGAGGUCUUUAUCAUCUGCCAGAGGCCAUAUAGCUGGCUGCAGUCCCUCCUGGCCCGCACUAUGGCCAAGACCCUUGGGGAUCAUCUACUAAACACCCUGGAGGAGCUGCUACCCUAUGACUUUGAGAAGUUCAAGUUCAAGCUGCAGAACACCAGCCUGGAGAAGGGCCACUCUAGGAUCCCCCGGGGCCAUAUGCAGAUGGCCAGGCCAGUAAAGCUGGCUGACCUCCUGCUGAAACACUAUGGGGAGGAGUAUGCUGUAAGGCUGACCCUGCAGAUCCUGCGGGCCACCAACCAGCGCCAACUAGCAGAGGAACUUCUCAAGGCCACAGGCCCAGAACAUUUAAAUGAAGAAAAUAGAAUUGGUGGUUCUGUCCAGUCUUCUGCAGAGAAUAAGGCCAAGAGUGUGAAGGUACCAGAUGUCCUUGAAGGUGACGGGGCACAGCAGAAUGAUGAAUCAGACAUCCUGCCACUCAGCCAGGCUGAAGUGGGGAAGGGACCCCAGAAGAAACCACUGGCCAAAAGGAAGGAUCAGAGGGGCUCUGAGAUCCUGGACUCACAGAAGGUCAGGAGCGCAGUACCUCUCUAUAGGAGAACCUUGGUUACCCAGUCUCCAGGGGACAAGGAGAACAUGACAAGUGCCCGGCUCCGCAGGAAUGUCAGCUCCGCAGGGAGGCUGCAAGGACUCUACAACAAUGUCCCAGGGAGGAGAGAAAGCAAGAAAGCUGAAGUGUAUUUGCCUUCAGGAAAGAAGCGACCCAGGAGUCUUGAAAUUACCACUUAUUCAAGAGAAGGAGAACCCCCAAAUUCAGAAGCUCUUCUGACUCAAGAGGAAACAAGAAGUGGGAGUGUCACUCGCAUGAGAGCAGCUACCCUGAAUGGAAGGACUACGGGGGCUCUAGAAAAGAGCACAGAGAUUCCAGAGCAUUCCAUGAUGCUGGAUGAAGAAACAUUCAGAAACAUGUCUUCCAAAACAUCAUUGAUUGGGGAGGAGAGAUGCACUACAUCAUGGACGGAAAAUGGAAAUGGGAGUCCAGAAACCAUAGAGUCCUUGAGAGAGACGGCUGGCAGCAUACUCUGUGACUCCUGUGAUCCAGAUAUGCCUUUGUCACUAUGUGAAAAACCAGCCCAAACUCCAGAAGACCCAGCAUACUUAGGACAGGCCGCUUGUAAAGGAAGGUCACAGGACAAGGCUGCAUGCCCUCUUUGCCACGGCCAGGAAGGAGACCUGCAUGGUAAUACCUGUGUGCAAAGUUCCUGUAGCUUCUCCAUUGCUCCUGGGGAUCCCAAGGCUUCAGGCAGAUGCUCCGUAUGCUUCCAGUGCCAAAGUUUACUCGCCAGAAAGAGCCGUGAAGCCCAGAGCCCCCAGUCCCUACCACAGUGCCCUCGUCACAUGAAGCAGGUACAGCUGCUUUUCUGUGAGGACCACAGGGAGCCCAUCUGCCUCAUCUGCAGGCUGAGCCAGGAGCAUCAAGGACAUCGAGUGCGCCCCAUAGAGGAGGCUGCACUAGAGUACAAGGAGCAGAUCCGGAAGCAGCUGGAGCGCCUGCGGGAGAUGAGAGGAUAUGUGGAGGAGCACAGGCUACAGGGAGACAGGAAAACAGAUGACUUCCUGAAACAAACAGAAACUCAGGAGCAGAGGGUUUCAUGUCAGCUCGAGAAGCUAUACCAGUUCCUGGAGCAGCAAGAGCAACUCUUUGUGACCUGGCUACAGGAGCUAAGCCAGACCAUCAGCAAGGUCAGAGAGACAUACUACACCCGGGUUUCCCUACUGGAUGAGCUGAUUGGAGAACUAGAGGCCAAGCAAGACCAGCCAGAGUGGGAGCUCAUGCAGGACAUUGGAGUCACCUUGCACAGGGCUAAGAUGAUGACUACCUCUGAGCUGCUGGGCACUCCUCCGGGUGUUAAAGAAAAGCUCCACUUGCUCUACCAGAAGUCAAAGUCUGUGGAGAAGAACAUGCAGCAUCUCUCAGAAACGCUGAGCUCUGAAAUGGCAUUCAGUGCUUCAGAUGUAGCAAACUGGGAAGGACGCCAGCCUAGCACAACACAGGCCCAGGGCUUGAUCCCCACCGUUCACCUAAAGUGUGAUGGUGCACACGCACAGGACUGCGAUAUAGUACUUUACCCAGAACUGGAAGCUGGAGGGUCAGAACCUCAAGAUUACCUUCAUCCUCAGCCAUCUCAAGACACACCUGAGCUACAUGAGAUCCAUUCUCAGAACAACAAAAGAAAAUUUAAAUCUAUCCUGAAAUGGAAACCUUCAUUCAUUGGGAGCACCUUGGGAGAAGCCCACAGAGCCCCGCUCCCAGCUAGGUCUUCCUCUUCCUGCAGUUACGAUGAUUCGCACUUAGCAGCUGCUCGCCCCAGCCUCAUCUUCUCUGAUGAUAUGAAGAGUGUGAGAUCUGGAAACAAGGUGUACCUGCUGCCUGACAGUCGCCAGAGGUUCUAUCACCACCCUGGGAACUCCUGGCUUUGACUCCAGCUGCCAUCCCUGGGAGAUGGAGUUUGGAGACAAGACAGUUCAGGUCCCGGGAACAUGCAAAGCACUGGUGAGCAGGAAGGAGACUGUAACUGCGGAGAAUGACUCUUGGGUAGUGAUAAGAGCAACACAACAGGAAAGCACUUUCCUCCAGCCUGUGAGUGAGGAUGCCUCCAAGCAAGCGGGCAGCUUCCUAGACUGUGCAGCUAGGAGCAACAUGACAUAUACAUGUUCACUGGCUUCUUCCCUCCAGUUCCCGUCGACCAGCCUUUAACCCCGGGUCACGUGAUGAAGAACAUAGCUCUUCUGACCAUCAGUUCCAUCAGUGACCAGAUAUUUCACCGAGUGCCCAACACUGUGCCAACAUUCUGGCUGCUGGUCUUACGUCUCACAUUCGUGAACUCGGAAGUCAUCAAUGAGGUGUCAGCUGGCACAAAUGAUGUAACGAAUAAGAAAAUAAUAUUAGGCUGGGCGUAGUGGUGCACACCUAAGAACCUGGGAGGCUGAGGCAGGAUGGUACCUAUGGGUCUAGCCUGAUGGAUUUCGGGUUACUCUGACUGUAGUCUAGCCUCCAUACAAAAAGAAAGUAAGUAAUACUGGUACUUGUAUUAUUUAGUACUAUUAUUGCUGUAAUAAAAUAUCCUGUGAUAAAAUAAAAGCAACUGGGGGAGAAAGCA
This is a messenger RNA of Grammomys surdaster, 3183 nucleotides long. It is a transcript of the gene Mefv, whose product is annotated as MEFV innate immuity regulator, pyrin. The record is from RefSeq and is a predicted model, not a curated record. The transcript is spliced from 10 exons. Gene Ontology annotation, molecular function: zinc ion binding. Lineage: Eukaryota; Metazoa; Chordata; Mammalia; Rodentia; Muridae. Bases 89 to 2503 code for a protein of 804 amino acids.